CAGAUCACCGUGGAGAGCCUCGGCACCGCCAACGCCAGCGUGUCGGUGGAGAUGCUGGCGUCGUUCACGGCCUGCAGACCAGGAAGCACCAGUUCAUUCCUUAACUUCAGCAGCCUAAACCAGAGCCAAACUGGUCCCAGGCCAGGUAGCCCAGGAGCAGCAGGGAGCUCCUCUCUGGCUACAGGAGAGGCUUCAGGCAACGCAUCCAGCCAGAGGAGCUUCUGCCUGCAGACCCAGCCCAUCGUCCGGGAGGACCUGGACGUGGUGUCCGUGCGCUACAGGCUCCUCAACGGCCCCAGCGUGCCCGUGACCUCCCUCUCCCCGACCCUCCUCCUCCUCAACCUCAACACUGGCAUGGACAGCGGGGGCUCCCUCGUGGUCAACCUCCUGCUCAACAAGACGUCCGUGGGCCUGGCCAACGCCACGGUGGCCGCGUGCGUGAGCGCUGCCUCGCCCGUGCUCUCCCUCAACGCCACCCAGAACUGCAGCACAGCUUUUUUCCAGGGCUACCCUCUGAGCAUGAGGACGUCCUCUGCGGAGGCGAUGCUGAUCGUCCUGUACCCACAGACAGACGUCUGGUUCCUCUCCCUGCAGCUCAUCUGCCCGAAGGGCCAGGGCGGGUGUGACGGCGCGGAGGCCAAGGUGACAGUCUUUGCAUACCUCACCCCCUGCUUCAACGACUGCGGGCCCUACGGACAGUGCAGCCUGCUCCGGAGACACGGCUACCUCUACGCCGGCUGCAGCUGCAAGGCGGGUUGGGGCGGGUGGAGCUGCACGGAUGACGCCAAGGCCCAGUCUGUCGGUGCUCAGAACCUGGCCACCCUCCUGCUCACCCUCAGCAACCUCAUGUUCCUGCCAGCAAUAGCAGUUGCCACUUAUCGCUACUACCUGGUGGAGGCCUCUGUCUACACCUACACCAUGUUCUUCUCCACGUUCUACCACGCGUGUGACCAGCCGGGCAUCGCGGUGCUGUGCAUCAUGGACUACGACACGCUGCAGUACUGUGACUUCCUGGGCUCCGUGGUGUCCAUCUGGGUGACCAUCCUCUGCAUGGCCCGCGUGAAGAAGAUCCUGAAAUACGUCCUUUUCAUCUUGGGGACUCUGCUAAUCGCCAUGUCCCUGCAGCUGGACCGCAGGGGGGUGUGGAACAUGAUGGGCCCCUGCCUCUUUGCCCUCGUCAUCAUGAUCGCGGCGUGGGUAAGUGAGGGCAUGAAGCGCAGCCACUUCUACCCCUCCUCGUGGAAGCGUUGGGUUUUCUACCUCCUCCCAGGGAUCACCUUGGCUUUCAUUGCCAUCUCAGUAUAUGCAUUCAUGGAAACCAAUGAGAACUACUACUACACCCACAGCAUCUGGCACGUGCUGGUGGCCUGCAGCGUCGCUUUCCUCCUCCCUCCCCGGGACAAGCAUAAGAAACCCUGGGCCUGGUCCCAGAAGCUCACUUGCCGCUACCAGAUCUGCCAGAACGACCGUGAGGAGCUCUACGCCGUGACCUGA
Merops nubicus (carmine bee-eater) is the source of this 1494-nucleotide messenger RNA. RefSeq names its product transmembrane protein 8A-like. Gene Ontology annotation, cellular component: plasma membrane. Lineage: Eukaryota; Metazoa; Chordata; Aves; Coraciiformes; Meropidae. The record is from RefSeq and is a predicted model, not a curated record. The annotation marks the transcript as partial. The transcript is spliced from 9 exons.